This is a messenger RNA of Diorhabda carinulata, 3978 nucleotides long. Its product is annotated as meiosis-specific nuclear structural protein 1-like. Gene Ontology annotation, cellular component: motile cilium. The coding region runs from base 203 to 1771 and encodes 522 amino acids. NCBI's taxonomy places the organism in Eukaryota, Metazoa, Arthropoda, Insecta, Coleoptera, Chrysomelidae. Gene Ontology annotation, biological process: cilium organization. The record is from RefSeq and is a predicted model, not a curated record. The transcript has 8 exons.
ACAACAGGUUAUUGAAUUCUAUAAUGUAUUUAGAUUAGUUUCAAAUCAAUAGUUAAGAACUAAAACUAAAAAAAGAAGACAAUAUUACACACUUCAUGAUUGUUUUGAUAUUUCCAUUUAGACAGUUUAUUUAAAUUCUGAAAUUGUGUCUUUCACAUUUUGUGUCACAAUUAUAUUAAAAUUAGUAUUUGGAAUUGAAAUAAUGUCUGAAGACAUUAGACGAUGCUUUAUUGAUAACACCCCUUCAAAAAAUGAAAUUAUUCAAGAACAAACAGUUCCCGACGUGCAAAAAAAAGAUGAUUCAAACGUUGAUUUUUUUAAAAUAAAGCCUCAUAAAAUGAUUCCACCUGAAAAAAAAUUGAACUCAGAAUUGAAUCUAAAAGAUUUUCAGUCAAGUCUUUUGCAACAUGUGGAAGAGAAAAAUGCCCACAGAAACUUUGAGAGAUAUGUUAAUAUGUACAGGCGAGAAUAUGAAGAGGAAGAGCAAGCAAAAAAGACAGAAUACGCUUUCAAAGAAAAACAAUUCUACCAAGAGAAUGAAUUGGCCAAGGAAAUGGAUGUAAUAAAAAGAAAAGAAUUCAGGGAAGCAAAAAUGAGGCAACUUUUAAGACAGAACUCAAGCGAAUUACGUGAACUUGAAAGAAAAUUGAAGGCUGCCUACAUUAAUAAAGAACUAGCUGCCCAAAUCGCACAAAAUCAAGCUGAGAAAGUUAAUGAAAAGAUUCGAGAAUCGCAAGCACAUGAAGUCCUUAAACAAGCUUGGAUAGAUCAAGAAGAAUAUCAAAAACAGUGCAAGCAAGAAGAAAUGAUAAAAAAGGCACAAUACAAACAAGAACUUCAAGAACAAUUGAUUUUACGAGAGAAAAUAAAACGUCAUCUUUACGAAGAAUAUUUAAGGGAGAAAAAAUUAAUAGACGAUAUUGUUCAACGAAUACAGGAUGAAGACGAACGAGAAGCUUACGAACGUUUUUGCAAAAUGAAGAAGACAAGAGCGGAAAUGGUUGCAUUCAAAAAUGCACAAGAAACCUGGAAGAAGAAAAGAAUGGAAGAAAUAGAAGAGGAAAAUAGGAAAAUAGAAGAAUAUCUCAUGACUAAAACUGCUGGAGUACAAGCUAGGCAACUAGAACUGGCUAGAAAGGAAGCUGAAAGAGAAAAAAUUAUUGAUGAUAUAGCCAGAAAAAUGUGUGAACAAAAGGAAAAGCAACGGGAAAGAGAAGAAAUAAUUCAAGACUUGCAAGAAGAGGAACAAAGAGCAAUUAUAGAUAAGCGUCAUAGAGAAGAUGUAGAAAAACAACUCAGAAUAAAAUUAGAAACUCGAGAAUGCUUAACUCAACAAAUGCAAGACAGGCAAGAACGAGCCAGGCAAGAGGCAGAAGAGGAUAGAAAAUACAAAGAAGAGCUGUUGACCAAAUUAGCGGAAGAUGCAAAACUGGAACAGCUAUCCGAUCAAAAGAGGAGACUAAAAAUGCUGCAAUUUAAAAGGGAUAUUGAACAGAUGAUGAAAGAAAGAAGACAGAAAUAUGCUGAGGAAUUCCAGUUAUUGAUAGAAAUAGAAAAAGAUGAACAACGAAAAGAGGAAGCCAGACGUCGCAUCAUAGAAGAAGAACGAAUAAAGAUGCUGCAGCAACAUGUCAAAAAUCUCAUUGGAUAUUUACCUAAAGGGUUGUUAAAAGCUGAAGAUUUGCCACAUUUGGGAGCAGAUUUUGUAUCAAGUGCAUUAAAAGAUGAUCCUUCUACUAGUAAUGCAUUUAAUGUUUGUGAUAAAAGUUAGAGAUUGUGUAUUUUACUAUUCAUUGAGCCAAAUAUGUAUUAUAUUAAAUGUAUCUUUUAAUGAAUUACUUUCUUGCUUACUAAGCUAAAAAUGGUGAUAUUUUACAUUAUUUUCUGAAUAGUUUUAUAAUAAAUUAUUCUCUCAGGUUACAUUUUUUACAUGCCUUACUUUUAAUCCAUAAUGACAUGAGAUACAGGGUUUAUUUUCAUAGAAAACACGGGAUAUUUUCAUAUAAAUAUCAAGAAACUGUUCUGUAGGUUGGCUAUAUAGUCAAAUGUUCCUUUUGACCUUUUGAAACUGCUUUGCUCUCGCAAAUUGUACGAUGUGAUGGAAAUCACUUGAAGAAGUGUUGAAAUUAUCUGAUAUUGUGUGGUCUUCUACUUUGACUAGUUUGUAAAUUUUCUCAUCUUUCACUACCCAACCUAUAGUACAAAAUGUCGAUUUCCAAGCUGUUUAGGAAUCUUCUAUUUAAGUCCUUUAGCCUAUCUCACAAAAAAACGUUCUAAAAGAAAUCAGUUAAUAAAGUGUAGUCUACCCAGUUGGUUGACUAAAUAUUACAUCCCUGUUGUGAACCACAUAAAUAUAUUAACUUGCACUCACCAGUAUUGAGCCAACAUGUCUAAUAUUAAUAUUGGAUUUUGUAAUUUAUUCGCUCAGUAUUUAUUAGUUUUAUUAUUUACAAACAAUUGAAAAAAUUUCUUUUUCAAUUACCAGUAAAAGGCCGACCUUUGGAAUUUUAGUUAUUACGAUUAUUUCUACUGAGUUGUUAGAAAUUUUGUUUCGAAUCAUAUAAAUAUUGUUCUGACGCAUUAGUCAUUACAUGGAAGACUUUCCACCGUUUCUACUUGACUAUCGGAAAAAAAAUUUGACGUUUAAUUCAGAAAUUUAAAUAAUCUCUGAUACGGGCUUCUGCAACGUCACAUAGCUCCUUCCAGUUGCUAUUUCCAUCGAUCUUCGUUGUUGCAUUGUGAUAGGAUUGAUUAGAAUAUGCAAAAUAACAUAUUGGCAGGUAUAAGUUUGAAAUGAGAAAUUCUUGUAGAGCAGUAAACUAAUGAACUUUAUUCAAUUUAUAUACUCAUACAUAUGAAAUACUAAUUUUAUUGUCCGCAAGCAUUCUCGUCAUCACGUGGUAGUAUCUUAUCAUUUAAACGGAUGAACUUGAGUAAAGGACAGAAAGUACCACAACCAGGAAUUUGGAGCAGUUUUGGUCCUUCUCCCGUCCAAUUAUCGAAAAAUAUCUUAAAUCCCGGAAUACCUUUCACCAAAUGAAACUCGAAGAUAAUAUGGGAACCGUAGUCUGGAAUUUGAUUUUUAUAAACACCCAAAGAAAUGAGUAUUGAUGCAAUGUUGUUUUCAUGAGCGGAGUAAAGAUAAAUUUUUUUACUUAGUCUUCCAUCAUUGGCAAAAAGUCUUUUUCGAGAAUCGUGUAUUAUUUUUUUUAGUAAGGCUCCUGCGAACAUUUUACGUAAUUGGUAAUUACCCACAAAUACGUAAUAUUGGCGGAUGACCAUUUCUUCCAAAAUUUCUGGAUACACUGGUUUCGUCCAUUCGGGUAAUUGAAGUCCAAACUCUUUUUGGGUUCUUAGUCCAUAAUACAAUAAAAAUACAUCGAAAAAUGUGGAAAUAUUUCCUCCAGUUUUUUGUUUGAGGUACUCAAAAACUUUUUCAUAUUUUUUUAAUGAUUCUUUCAUCGGUUCAGUUUGCAUUAGGUUAUUAGUUUCUAUCAACCAGUUUGGACAGGCCAAAGGUAGAAGUAACUGGAAUAAAGAGUACACUUAUUACUCUAAAUAUCAUCUGCUUAUUUUAAUUUUAUAAAUUUUCAGUCCAAUCAUACUCGUGUGAAUGAAUCAAUUCUAAAUGGAGGAAAAAUAUACACAUAUAAGGUGAAUCAUGUAUUUCUACAUCCACCUGUAAAAAUAAGUGAUGCGAUCCAAAUUUUCAGUUAAUUGUAAGCAAUUGAGUACCAUUAAGAGAUUCAUACUAUACUAUUUUUCAAAUAUAUUCAUUUUCAAAAACUUACACUAUCUUGAUUAGAAGGUAAAUAGUUAUAUGGAACCGGUUGCCAAUAUCCAAUUUGCUUGGCAAAUUCAUCAUUCUCAUCGGGAGGAAAUAAACCUGCUAAUACUAAUUGUAAAGACAUCUUUGUUCUAUUGGUAUCUGUACUACGGGCGUCUAUCAUUUCUGGGUAAUAAAAGUCUCCAAGAAAA